This is a messenger RNA of Penaeus indicus, 288 nucleotides long. RefSeq names its product crustacyanin-A2 subunit-like. NCBI's taxonomy places the organism in Eukaryota, Metazoa, Arthropoda, Malacostraca, Decapoda, Penaeidae. The record is from RefSeq and is a predicted model, not a curated record. The coding region runs from base 1 to 288 and encodes 95 amino acids. The transcript has 3 exons.
AUGCUGCUCGCUGGUAUCAGGUCCAGAUCAUCGACACCGCCUACCAGACACACUCGCUGCAUCCACUCCAACUACGACUACUCUGACUCAAAGGACUUCCAGAUGCUUAUUGACUUCUCAUCUGUUUUCGCUGCUCCCUAUGAAGUGAUAGAGAUUGACUACGACAGCUAUGCCUGCGUGUAUUCCUGCACUGACACAGACAAGUACAAGUCUGAGUUCGGCUUCGUGUUCUCCCGUACUCCACAGAACUCCGUGUAUCAUGUACCACAUCUGUUCCUGCACGGCUAG